This is a messenger RNA of Notolabrus celidotus (New Zealand spotty), 5690 nucleotides long. RefSeq names its product PDZ domain-containing RING finger protein 4-like. The transcript is spliced from 9 exons. Lineage: Eukaryota; Metazoa; Chordata; Actinopteri; Labriformes; Labridae. Bases 186 to 2873 code for a protein of 895 amino acids. The record is from RefSeq and is a predicted model, not a curated record. Gene Ontology annotation, molecular function: protein binding.
GAAGUUUUCUGCUCUGACACAGAUCGACACCUCAUCUUUGUGGGGCGAGAUUUGGUGCAGCCCCUCAGCUCGGCAGGAGCUGCGCAGACCGGUCAAACUUUCACUCACGCUUUCAUGAGUUCAGACUUGUACAAUAACUUUGUCCUAACUCAUAUUACUGCGCAGGAAAGCUGCCUGCGCAAACUAUGUGCGCCGACUGUCCAACUUCGGACAAAGAAAAGGAGCCAAACUUCCAGCCAGGCGGGAUGGAGUCGCAAACAAAGCCGAAGCCGGGUCGAGGUGGUGGCGGAGUUUGUCAGGGAGGAUGCGGGCUCAAGCUGUCCGGGGAGGAGCACUGCUGUGUGGACGCUCUGCGCUCGGUCACCGAUGCCCUGGAGGAAAGAAGCGCGAUUUUGGAGCAUGAAGCCCGAAUGUCGAGGCUGAGGUGGAACCGGAGGGAGCAGUACCUCUUAGCUCAGGUGUCAACUCUGCAGAACGAGGCCCAACUCGCUGCUCUCCAGUACCAGAGGAGACUCCACCAGUACAUGCUGCACAUCAGCAGCAUAGCAGAGCAAGUCACCGGCUUCUACAAGGGAGACAAGAGUGCAACCUGUGAGAAGAGGACCCAGGCAUCAGAUGCAGCAACAUGUGCAAAAGAAGAGCAACUUACAGCACCUGAGGUGAAUGGGAAGGAGUUGUCCAAGUCCAGCCAUGAGGAGACCUUGGAGGCCUUUCGCCCUGCCAAGGACCCCGUCGUGGUGCAGGUCAUCAGGCGGACCCCCAGCGGCCGCCCCCAUGGCCCCCCUCAGGAAAUCCAUGUGGUGGAUGUGUGCACUCAGACCGACAUCACCUUUGAACACAUCAUGGCGCUGGCAAAGCUCCGGCCUUCAACCCCUCCUGUGCCUGACGUCUGUCCCUUCCUGCUCUCUGACAGCUGUCACUCUCUUCAUACCAUGGACCAGGAUUACUAUGAUGGGACGGACUACCUCUCACCUGUUCCAGCUGAUGGAGAGAGGGCAGAGGAGUUUGAGUAUGAGGAAGUGGAAUUGUGUCGACUCAGCAGCCAAGAGAAACUGGGACUGACUCUGUGCUACAGGACAGAUGAAGAGGAAGAUGUGGCCAUCUAUGUCAGUGAGAUCAGUCCAAACAGCAUCGCUGCCAGAGAUGGACGUAUCCGAGAGGGGGAUCGCAUCUUACAGAUUAAUGGCCAAGACAUACAAGACAGAGAGGAAGCAAUGGCUGCGCUCUCCAAUGAACAGUGCCGGAACAUCGUGCUGCUGGUUGCCAGACCUGAGAUGCAGCUGGAGGAGGCCUGGUUGGAUGAUGAGCACAGUGAGUUCCUGGAGCAGCUGAAGAUGGAAAUGUUGGAGGAGCAGCAAAGAGAGGAGAUGGAAUUGGCUGCCUUACAGGAGGAGGAUCAGGAGAAUGAGCAGAGGGCAGAAGAUGAUGAGCCCACCUGCUCGACACUGCCUCAUAAGAAUAAUGUACAGACGAUAAAGGACAGAAUGGAUAGUUCAGAUCAGAACGUCCUGGCACACAUCCAGAGACGUCUGUCCCAGUGCCUGAGAGACAGUCGGGAUGCACACCGUACCUCGGGCUCCAUGAGACUGGAGGAUAAAGAGGAUGAUGAUGACGAUGAAAUAGAGGGUGAUCGUUUCCAGCAGCUCUUGGAGCUGAAGUGUCAGAUACGUAACAGUGGCGAGUAUGACUUGUUCUACAGCCGCAGCACCAUUGAGUGCAGCAUGGGGGAGCAGGGCGGCGUGCAGCAUGAGCUGCGUAUGCUCAACGAGGAGCUGCGAAGCAUCGAACUUGAAUGUCAGAACAUCAUGCAGGCCCAUAACCUCCGAAAGGGACAGCAGUCACCGUCAACGGGCAACUCUGGACCUUCAACCAAAAACCAAAGCCUCCAUCGUAGUGACCCCACCAGGGGGAAGCUGGCAGACAUUAAUGAGAGGCUGGAGAAAUCUGACAAGGACAGCUCCAGUGCCUAUAACACGGCAGAGAGUUCACGAAGCACCCCUCUAGCAAUGGACCGCUCUCCAGAGCACUCACUCCAAAGGAUGGUGAGUCUCACCAACCAGAGGAACCUCUGCAGCAGCCUUGCUACCGGCCCCUCCCUUAGCCCAAGUCCAGUCCUAUCAUGUCGUGUUCCAGUCCCAGGCAAAAGCAGCAGUCCUGACCACAGCAACCCUUCCAACCACACACCUCAGGCUGAAGAAGAAAGCAGUGGGGCUUUAAAGCCACAUUCUUCCCGAAUUCCUUACUUCUCUCCGUCCCACAGCUCCCAGCAGAGGCAGGCCAACAUCCCAGCUCAUGCCCGCCACUACCAGAGCUACAUGCAGCUGAUCCAACAGCGCUCAGCUGUUGAGUAUGCUCAGAGUCAGCUCAGUCUGCUCAGUGUCUGCAAAGAGCCUCAGAGGCCCAUUAAUGAGCCCAAGAUGGAGUGGAAGGUCAAGAUCCGCAGCGACGGCACUCGCUACAUCACCAAAAGGCCCGUGAGAGACAAGAUCCUGAGGGAGAGAGCUCUUAAGAUUAAAGAGGAACGCAGCGGGGGAAUGACCACGGAUGAUGAUGCAAUGAGUGAAAUGAAGAUGGGGAAGUACUGGAGCAAAGAGGAAAGGAAGCAGCACCUGGUCAGAGCGAAAGAACAGAGGAAGAGACGAGAGUUUAUGCAGCGUAGUCGCCUGGAAAGCUUGAAGGAAAACCCUCAGAGCAGCAGUGAGGGUCGCAAGGAAGUCAGCAUCAUUGAACUCAGCCACAAGAAGAUGUUGAAGAAACGCAACAAGAAGAUCCUAGAUAACUGGAUGACCAUCCAGGAACUGAUGACUCACGGCACUAAGGCCCCCGAGGGAGCCAAGGUGCACAACGCCUUCCUGUCAGUCACUACUGUAUAAAGACAGAUAUCACACAUUCUACCCCAUGCGGUAUAUGAUACUUGCCUCGUUCAAUGUGGCGUUUUUAUGAGGACAUAAGGAAUAUUUUUCACACUUUGUAACCCAAAAAGCAUUUUGUAAAGAAUUUAUCAGUGGUCUUUCAGCAUUUUCUUCAUGAUUUUCAAUAUCAUUUUUUCACAUGGCUAUGUGGGAAAAGCAUUUUUCUAUGAAAUUAUGACAAUAUAAUUAUUUUAUUACUUCACUCAAAACAUGUUUAUCUUUUCAAUUCUAUUUUCAUAUUUAUGUUACAACCAUAUAACUCAAAGUAGUUGUAUGAACAUCUUUAGAAAAGUUAAGUAUUUUUCUUUUAUGUAUUAUAACACUUAACAGAUGCAACAGACGAAGAAUCAGCAGGCCUCCUGCCUUUCUUUUGUUUUCUUAAUGUUCCUUUAUUCAGAGACGUACGUUGGCUUUUAAAGCUGGAGUCAGUUCUUUUGACCAUGUUAGUGAGAAGGAGUUAAACGAUAUAUGAAUAUCUGGGCUCUGGUUUCUAAAAAGUUUGAAUCAAAAAGGUGAACAAAGCAGAAAUUAUCAAAUGCAGGUUUCAAAGCAUGUUUACAAAAAAGAGGCUUAAUAAUGCUCAGACCUCGGCUCUAAAGGAGUAAUAAGUGUCACAUCAGUCAUGGUGCUGCAUAUCUUGCACUUAGGGCUGGGCGAUAUGGCCUCAAAAUAAAAUCUUGGAUUUUUUUACAUCAAACUUAAUUUACCGUCUUAGCCGUUCUUCCUGUUACCUUUUUAGAAAAAAAAAACGACAUGACAAAGGAAAGACUCGGAACAAGUUUUUUGCCCUCAGGCGAUCAGCUCAUCUUUGUGGUCAUCAGGAAAGUAAGCUGUAUGAAGGCCGACACUUGGCAGAGCCCAGUCGUAGUUGAAAAAAUGCCCGUCAAACUCAUGUAUGGCUGCAGGGUUCAAGUGGACCAUAUGUCUGUACUUGUAGUAGAAUAAAACAACAUCCCCUCCAGCUCUCUAUAGAUCUUUUCAUGUUUACAGCUGCACAGAUGAGACAGGAAAACUUCAGCAAAGUACUGGGUAGCACAUACCUGGGGUCAAAAGUGGACAAACUCAGGCUUUUUCACUGCAUAUGGACACUGUGUCUCUAGCGAUAGUAAUAGUUCUAAUAACUUGUCCACUCCGUGCACAAUACAACUGGAGAAUGAUUUUGCUCAUGCUGCUGAUGCUUUUUAGCAGAUGUUUGCUGGCUGUAGCGGUCAUAUGCAUCUUGUCACAAGACACAUUUCUCCCACUUGGCUGCAUGCCUCUGUUUAGGCUGCUAAAACAAAUUGGUUGUGUAACAGCCUUUAAGCUAACUUUACAGCAGACUGGUUUGUUGGCGGUCUGAUGGCGCAAACAAACCAGUUCCAAACGACAGAUAAGACUGUGCCUUUCUUGGGAACAAACUCUUCAUUAACACUGGCAGCUGUGUUGUUGUUGUUGUGUACGUCUCUGUAGUAAGUAAAUAAAACGGAAGGGUGUGAGCUACGAGAGCCGAAGGGGAGCGGUGGAGGAAGUUAGAGAAAAUAUAGAUUGUAAUUUUUUUAAUUCAUCCUAAGACAUAAAUACGAAUUAAUCAAUAAAAUUAAUUUAUCACCCAGCCCUACUUGCAUCCUGUAGACUACUGUUUUGUAAAAUACCUGAAACUAAUUUGGAACAUAUCACAAACCUGUUUCACAUGAUAAUGCUAUCUCUUUCAUUAGGGGCCAAACAUUUUGAGGGUUCAGUUUCCUAAACAUUGAACUUUUUGAUAUGAGGAAGGAUUUCUGGUUAACAAAUUAAUUUUGUAAUAUCAUUUUUGUUAUCAGCAAUUUUAUAAAAAACAUCUUUCAACAGUUCAAUACCUCACAUUUAACUCUUCUAAUGUUGUUUCUGUUAUUUGUGGACUCUGAUUUUCUCACGACUACAACUUUGAAACAAUACUGCAGAAGCUGCUCGAGACAAGUUAUUGGAGAAAAAAUGUUUCAACACAAGAAAAUUGACUUCAUUGUUCUUCCAAAUUAGUUGUUUUUUUAAGAUUUUUGUGGUGAAGGACAACAAACAUCCCAAGAAUCCAAAAUGUUAUGGCUCAUUGCCAGCGUUGCAGCUUUGUUUGUACGGUUUCCAGCUUUGGGUAAUAAAGUAUUUUGUAUUCUGUUUUAUUUUUGCUUAAAAUCUAAUUUUUUUCCUACAUACUCAACAACAGAUGGACCUUCUCAUAGCUUUUGCAUACUGGUAUUUUUACAUGAUUUUUACUCUUCAUACACCUUUACUCAGCAUAGCCUUAACAGCAUAAACUUAAUCAAUGAUGUGUUUGUGUUGCAGCUGAUUUCAUGCACAAACAAACUGUCUCUGGAUGUCUCUGUGCCACAGGGAGGUACUGCUCAGCCUUAUUCAUGGGUAACACAAACUGAGUUUUUAGUAACAGGGAAAGUUCAUAGAUAUUGUAUUGUGGUUACUGAGUUAAGUUUGCAGUCACAUUAAAACUCGUGUUUGGAUGAUUGCCACUGAGCAGGACUCAGAACACAGCAAAUGGGAUAAUUAAAAAAAACUAACAUUAAUUGAAAUAUGUGACCAUCCAUCAAAUGAAUUUAUACUUCCGUUACAUGUACAGAUUACUCAUUCCAAAAUGCCUCAUUUUUAACUGAAAUAUUGUAAAUUUGAAUCUUUAAACUGACCCCUGUAUUUGUUUUGAGUCAAUGUCCAUGGUCUAAUUUGGGUAAUGCGUAGUUGGGCACAUUUGUAGCCAGGUGAAAUGUGUGAUAAGGUGAAAGAAAUGAAAAUAAAUUAUUGUUUUUUGGUAUAACA